UUUGACCACUUCCAGAUUCUCCGGGCCAUUGGGAAGGGGAGCUUCGGAAAGGUGUGCAUCGUGCAGAAGAGGGACACAGAGAAGAUGUACGCCAUGAAGUACAUGAACAAACAGCAGUGCAUAGAGAGAGACGAGGUCCGAAACGUCUUUAGAGAGCUAGAGAUUCUACAGGAAAUUGAACAUGUUUUUUUAGUAAACCUCUGGUACUCGUUCCAGGACGAGGAGGACAUGUUCAUGGUGGUGGAUCUGCUGCUGGGAGGGGACCUGCGCUACCACCUCCAACAGAACGUCCAUUUCAACGAGGACGCUGUCAAACUCUACCUGUGUGAGAUGACCCUGGCACUGGACUACCUGCAGAGCCAGCACAUCAUCCACAGGGAUAUCAAACCAGACAACAUCUUGUUGGACGAGCAAGGCCACGCCCACCUGACAGACUUCAAUGUUGCUACAAUAAUCAAGGAUGGAGAGAGGGCCACUGCCUUAGCUGGAACCAAGCCCUACAUGGCACCAGAGAUCUUCCAGUCCUUUGUGAGUGGGGGCACGGGUUAUGCCUUUGAGGUGGACUGGUGGUCACUAGGCGUGACGGUCUUCGAGGUGCUGCGUGGAUGGAGACCCUAUGAAAUCCAUGCCAGUAACUCAGUGGAGUCUUUAAUGCAGCUCUUUAGUACUGUCAGUGUGCAGUACAACACCGCCUGGCCCAAGGACCUGGUCCAUCUCAUGAGGAAGCUGCUGACUGUGAACCCAGAGCAUCGUUUCUCCAGCCUGUCUCACAUGCAGACGGCUCCCUACCUCUCUGACAUCAACUGGGACGCUGUCUACGAGAAGAAGAUAGAUGCUGGGUUCGUUCCUAACAAGGGCCGUCUGCAUUGCGACCCCACCUUUGAGCUGGAGGAGAUGAUACUAGAAUCUCGUCCCCUCCACAAGAAGAAGAAAAGACUGGCCAAGAACAGGUCACGGGAAGCCAGCAAGGAUUCCCAGUCGGAGAACGACUACCUACAGGAGUGCCUUGAAGUGGUGCAGUCUGAGUUCAUGAUCUUCAACCGCGAGAAGUUGAAAAAGAGGCAGGAGGAGGGUGCAGAGGGAGGGGAGUCUGAAGGAGCUGCCGAGGGCGGUGAUGAUGGCGAUGGAGACGGAUCCGGGGAGGCUGAGGGAGGCACAGAGGAUGAGGACCCUGAACCCGAGUCCUCCUCCAAACGAAGCAUGUGCGGCUCGGUCUGCUCCUCUCCUGGCAGCUGCUAGCACCACACCACCACCUGGUGGUCUCUCAGGCUGCUGUGUGUGUGUGUGGAACCAUGCCUAUAGAUACUCUAACCUCUCCUAUGUAGCCAUGAUGACUGGAGGAACUGGAACGCACAGCAGGACAACAACGCACAAGCAGGACACAAAAUGGCUCUCCUAUUUCUUCUUCUGUAGCAUCCACCGUUAAGGCAUGAAUGAAACUGCAGGGUUACAGAGCGGUCCCGCCCUCCGCGCCCUAGAAUAAGCUCUAACUAAUUUCUAUGCAACGUAUAGCAUGAAAGUAAGGUAUCACUAUGAGAGGGGAUAAAAAGCAGCAGAAGCCACACGAUAUAUGAGCAUGACAACAUACAGAGAAAUAGGAGCCAGGUUUUAAGAGUUUCAAAAAAAAAAAAUUGUUUUUUUUUUGCGUUCCCGCUCUUUUAGCCUCGAGUAGAUGUAGCUACCUCUGCAAACUCACGUACUGAAUUAUUCAACUGAGUUAGACACUCUUAGUUUUCUUUCCCUGUGUAGCUCGUGCAAUCCCUCUCCUACUCUCUGUGCAGUCCUCCUAUUCUGA
This is a messenger RNA of Salvelinus namaycush (lake trout), 1795 nucleotides long. RefSeq names its product serine/threonine-protein kinase 32C-like. The coding region runs from base 85 to 1239 and encodes 384 amino acids. Gene Ontology annotation, molecular function: G protein-coupled receptor binding; ATP binding; G protein-coupled receptor kinase activity. The transcript has 11 exons. Gene Ontology annotation, biological process: protein phosphorylation; G protein-coupled receptor signaling pathway; regulation of signal transduction. The record is from RefSeq and is a predicted model, not a curated record. NCBI's taxonomy places the organism in Eukaryota, Metazoa, Chordata, Actinopteri, Salmoniformes, Salmonidae.